AUGCCAGCUGUGGUCCAGGAAAAUGAUGACUCUGAAUCCUCAGAAGAUGAACAUGGAGAUCAUCCUUGCAUCACAUGGAGCGGCCUCAGCAAGACGAUCCCCGUUCUCCUAUUUUUACCCGAGGCCAUUGUUUCAAAAGAUAGGAUUCUCUGCUCUGUUGGAGAGCAAUAUCAUAUGGCCUUCAAGAUCGUGCGCACAGAGAGUCGCCUGGUUCGAAGAAUACUCACCAAUCAUGGAUUCAACGAGGUUCACCCAAACAGUACUGACUUUAACCUGAUGUGGACAGGAUCUCACCUCAAGCCUUAUGUCCUGCGCUGCCUUCAAGACUACCAGAAGGUCAACCACUUUCCCAGGUCCUACGAAUUAACUCGCAAAGACCAUCUCUAUAAAAACAUCCAGCGGAUGCAGCAGACUCACGGCUUCAAAAACUUCCACAUAAUCCCUCAGACCUUCAUGCUUCCCUCUGAGUACCAGGAAUUUCGCAAUUGUUUUGCCAAGGACAAGGGCCCUUGGAUAAUUAAACCAGUAGCAUCUUCAAGAGGACGGGGGAUCUACCUGGUCAGCAAUCCAAAUCAGAUCGCAACGGAUGAAAACAUCUUGGUGUCUCGCUACAUCAACAACCCAUUACUUAUAGAUGAGUUCAAGUUUGAUGUGCGUUUGUAUGUGUUAGUGACAUCAUAUGACCCACUCCUCAUCUAUGUGUAUGAGGAAGGCCUUGCUAGAUUUGCAACAGUCAAGUAUGAUCGAACAUUUACAAACAUCAAGAACACGUUCAUGCAUCUCACCAACUACAGCUUGAACAAAAAGAGCAGUGAUUAUGUCAGCUGCGAUGACCCUGAAGUCGAGGAUUAUGGGAACAAAUGGAGUAUGAGCGCAGUGCUGAGGUAUUUGAAGCAGGAGGGAAAAGACACCACAUUGCUGAUGAGACAAAUUGAGGACCUCAUCGUCAAAGCUCUUCUCAGUGCUGAGCUGCACAUAGCCACUGCCUGCAAGAUGUUUGUUCCUCAUAAGACAAACUGCUUUGAACUGUAUGGGUUUGAUGUGCUCAUUGACUCCAACCUCAAACCCUGGUUGUUAGAGGUGAACCUUUCUCCCUCCCUGUCUUGUGAUGCACCCUUGGAUCUGAAGAUAAAGGCUAGCAUGAUAGCAGACAUGUUUUCACUUGUGGGCUUUGUGUGUCAAGACCCCCUAUCAAGACAGCCUCGCUCAGACAGGGUCACCUCAGACAGGUUUUCAGCAGCCCACAGAACACAGCGACAGAGGCCCAUACCUUCUGUUAGCUCGGAAACAGACAAGCAAGGAGCUAAACACAGCCAAGAAGACAGCACCCUCAACCUGACUGCUGAGGAGAUCAAAGUGCUGAGGAGGAUAAAGGAGGAGUAUGAGAGGCGAGGAGGUUUUAUAAGGAUCUUCCCCACUGAAGAUACAUGGGAGCUUUAUGGAGCAUAUCUGGAGUCCAAGACGUCACUGAACCUCAUGUUGGCUAACAGACUUUUCCAUGGAAGGAAUGUGAAUGGGAGUGUGCAGCUGCAGGUGGACACAGUCCAUGGCUGUCACGUUGUUCAGUAUGAGAGGAAGCUGCUGUCUCUAGAGGCAAGGAAAAGGAGACAGCGCCACCUGAGUUAUCACUCUGCUGCAAGGAAGAAAAAACGGGGGAAGGAAUCCAAGGCCUCCCUGACUGAGAACAGGAGUCAGGAGGCAGAGGAGUGUGCUCAGGAGGGAAGAGAGGCGCAGCCACUACUUGGGCCAGUCUCGCGCAAGGCUUUGGUACCAGAGCAAAGAAAACAAGUGGACACACCACUGGAGCGCUGCCACAACAAAUCUCUGUCCAGCUCGGAGGCAGCCACGCACAAUGCCAGACCCGCGGUCAACCUGCUCAACAUCCUUCAGCAGGGGUGGGACCUCAGUAAAGUGCAGGCUCGGACUGCUUUUUCUUCCUACCUGCACCGGGUUCAGCAAAGGCUCUUGGCAGAGAGCAGAGUAAACACCAUUUUAGCUGGGUCAGACAAGGACAAUGACCAAAUGGAGCUGGUGAUUCGAUUCCUACGACGAGCAGUGAGCAACCUUCAGCAAGACAUACAGGUUGUUUUGCCCAGUCGCCUGUUACCGCUCCAGGACCGCAGACGCAUCCUGUCCCACCAACUAGGAGAGUUUAUCCACUUUUACAACAAGGAAACUGAACAUUUAAUGACCAAGCAGGAGGCUAGUGAAAAGCAGUGUUGUGUAAAUCAAAGAGUAUUUCAGGAGUACAUCACUGCAGCAAGUGAAAAUGAUCUGGAAGAAGUGCUGACAUUCUAUACACAGAAAAGUAAAUCGGCCACCGUCUUCUUGGGAGCUAAAGUCAGACGUGUCAAAAAGGAUGUUCAGGAUUUAGGCAAAGGUUCUAAAUCUCUCCUUGUGGACUCCAGAGCUUCAGACUCCUCGCUCUCUACAGGGAGAGUCAGCAGUGACUCAGACAUCAAGGCCACAGAGAGUCAGAAGUCUGCGUCCAUGAUCCCUUCAGACCAACAGACAGAUGUUACAACUGGUAAAACUCAACCAGAUGUCCAGUCGUCUCAGCACUCCUCCAGUUUUCCCCUGACCUUAGAUUGCACUCACGCUCAUCUGCAGCACUGCUCUCCUGCUGCAGCUUUCAUUCCCCUUCACUGCCCUCCGCCACCCCCUCCUCAGCCUCCAUCUUAUGCGCAAUCCAUGGCAAAGUCUCACUUUUGCCAUUCAGAGACUCAUUCUGACCCUCCUGCAUACACCUCUGCCCCUAUCAUCACGCAACCUCCAAAAGUGGUUCAAACUGCCACAACUACUGCUCCUUACACUGUGACUACUGGGCAAUCAGGACAGGUGCUCAGAAGGAUUCAGUCUUUUGCUCCAUCCACUUUUAGCUCCGGAGCAACUGCCUCAAUCCCAGCUAUUACGCACAUCUACAGCCAGAAACUCUCUAGACCCACUUCUGCUGGUCAAGAGCUCAGGAGGAGCAGUUCCAGUAAGCUCAAGCCAAAUUCAGUGGGGAUGUUCAAGGAGUUACAGACCUUGUCUGCUCAGGCCCAUUCCAACCAGCAAGCAUUCAUUGCAGCCCUGCAGAAACUGGCUGACAAGCAGGUUGCUCCCCACUGUUCCAGCUCCAGUCACAUCAACCUGCUGACACAACAUCUGACCCACCUGAACCUGGCCAACAGGAUGCUGAGCAGAGAGAAUUUAACACUGAACUCCAAAGCUGCUGCAACCCAAAGACUCGUGAGAGCUGCUCAUUCUGGAAAAGAUCAACUAAGCAGCACAGGACCACUGAAGGGCGAGGCAGUUCUUGUGGAUGGGCGGACGCAGACUGCUUCCAGCCUGGUGAAAGGCCUGAACCCCAUACGACCUGAUGAGCCAGCUCAACACAGCUACCAGCUUCAGUUUGCUAUUCAGCAGCUGCAACAGCAGAAACUAAAGUUACUUCAGUUUCCAAACCAGGUGUCUUUUAUUUAUUUUCAGGCACAGGUUUCAAAUCAAACAAGUGCUCCACACAUCCAGGUUUCUACAACAAAGGCCUGCAGCCCUCCAUCCAGCUUUCAUGCUUGGCCCAGUCACAGCCGCAUCCAGACCUGCGUUGGUCCAGGUCUUGUUCCAAAGCCACCCAUCGGCACACGUGAAAGAUUCAUCAGGACAACAACAAAGCGUCUAAUCAAGCAGAUGUCCUCAGAGAGUUCAGCCAGUGGAUCCAUGUCAAGUGGCAAGCAGGUGGUGUGCGAGGCCAUCUGCGGUAAAACAGGUGGGUUUGAUGUUGCAGUUUUGCAGAUGCUUUGUACUGUGCUACAGUCCUCAGGCAGAAGGGAAGUUAUGCCUCUCUACACCAGUGCCAGUGAUUACAGCCAGGCGUAG
Messenger RNA from Nematolebias whitei (Rio pearlfish), 3858 nucleotides. RefSeq names its product tubulin tyrosine ligase-like family, member 5 (gene ttll5). Gene Ontology annotation, cellular component: cilium. Gene Ontology annotation, molecular function: tubulin binding; tubulin-glutamic acid ligase activity. Lineage: Eukaryota; Metazoa; Chordata; Actinopteri; Cyprinodontiformes; Rivulidae. The transcript has 29 exons. The coding region runs from base 1 to 3858 and encodes 1285 amino acids. Gene Ontology annotation, biological process: protein polyglutamylation; microtubule cytoskeleton organization. The record is from RefSeq and is a predicted model, not a curated record.